AUGUUCGCUUGGGCUCCCGCCUCGUCGCCCCCGACCUCGCUCGGGGCGAGCCACCGGGACGAGGAGGUCGUGGAGGUGGAGACCAAGGGCGGCCCCGCCCUCUGCGGGAGCCUCUGCCCCGGCUGGCUGCCGGCGCCCGCGGCCGCCGGGCGCGGUGCGCCGCCCGCGCCGCCCGGGCAGGCCGCGGGCCUCCCGCGGCUGCUGGGCCCGGCGCGGGCGCGGGGGGCCGCCGCCGGCAAGGGUGUGCACCAGCCGGACCAUGACUACCAGGGAGCCUCGAAGGUGCAGCCGCUGCACCUGAGCAGCUGGGAGCAGGAGGGCAGCGAGUGGGGCGCGUCGGAGCAGCACUACCGCCACCACCACGGCUACGGCGACGCGGAGGGCCCGCACCACGAAGGCGAAGCCCCCGCCGGGCUGCUCGGGGGCCUCCUGGGGGACACCCUGGGCUACUGCGGCCUGGGAGGCCGCAGGGCCGGCACGGCCCACCAGCAGUGCUGGCAGGGCCCCGCCGCCACCGAGGCCCCUGCGCCGCAGGCCGUCAGGCUGUCGCCGCGAGACUCGCCGACUUUCGUGCUGCCACGCCGCGCGCCAGCGUCGCGGGGCCCGCCUCCCCCGCUGGCCGCCUCGGCGCAGGAGCGGCGGAGGCCUCAGAGCGGGCAGCCGCCGACGCCCGGCGGCGCCGCUGGCGUUGCGACGUGCCCGACCUGCCACUGGGUGUGCCGCUGCCCUCACUGCAGGCCCGAGCGCAGGGCGCUGCCAGCGAUGCUGCUGAGCGGCCAGCCACCAGUCGACCUGCUCGACGAGAUUCACGCCAGCCUCGGUGAUCUCGGCAGCGGGCGCCUGUCCGAGGAGGAGGUGGAGCGGCUCCUGAUGCGGUGGGCGGAGCUGGUCGGCGCCGGCCGCUGCAUCGAUGUGCUGAGCAGCGAGGCGAGCCUGCGAGCCAUCAUCAAGGCGAUGCGCAGUUGGCCAUUCAACGAGAACAUCCAGACCAGCGGGUGCUGCAUCCUCGGCAGAGUCGCCGCGUACGGGGAGAAGCAGUGCGUGCUCAUCGCAAGCCUGGGCGGCGUCGCCGCCGUCGUGGAGGCGCUGAAGACGCACCCGCACACCGAGGCGGUACAGGAGAAGGCCUGCUGGGCGUUGCGGCAGCUGUCCAUGGAGAGCCAGUGCAGGAGGGAGGUGCUGGUCCACCACGGCUUGGAGGCCAUCGUCGCGGCCUUGCACGGGCACCCCAGCGCCCUCGGGGUCCUCGAGAGCGCUUGCAUGGUGCUCGCGAACCUCGCCGCGGACCCCGAUGCCAGGGUCUGCAUCGCCCAGGUUGGCGGCGUGAAAGCGGUCGUGGGCUCGAUGGCGCCGAACGUAGAGUCGUCUGUCCUCCAGGAGGCUGCGUGCUUCCUUCUGCAUAACAUGGCCUGCACGAGCGAGUACCAGCAGCUCAUCGGUGAGAGCGGCGGCUUCGAAGCGGUGGUCAGGGCCAUGCGCGCCCAUCCCGACCACGCCAGCUUGCAGGAAGGCGGCUGCAGCGUGUUCCACAACGUGGCCAACGGGCCCGUCGAGUGCCUGGAGGCUGUGUCGAACUGCAGCGCCGUGGAGGCCGUGAUCGAGGCCAUGCAGGGCCACCCAGGGCACGCCGGCGUGCAGGAGAAGGCCUGCCACGCGCUGGGCCAGGUGGGCGACGUGCGCCGCCAGGUCGUCGAGCUGGAGGACCGCCGCCUGCACGACAAGAUCGUCGCGCUGGGCGGCGCGGAGGCGCUCCGGAAGGCGACGGAGAACUUCCGGAAGGACGCGGCCGCGACGCACGAGGCGAGGGAGGCGCUGUCCAUCCUCGAGCUCUGA
Molecule: messenger RNA, 1833 nt
Organism: Prorocentrum cordatum
Lineage: Eukaryota; Dinophyceae; Prorocentrales; Prorocentraceae
Source: the annotation of a GenBank genome assembly